Messenger RNA from Meloidogyne enterolobii, 357 nucleotides. The record is from the annotation of a GenBank genome assembly. Lineage: Eukaryota; Metazoa; Nematoda; Chromadorea; Rhabditida; Meloidogynidae.
AUGAUUAAGGAAAAGUCUAAUUCUUCAAAUAAACAACCACUUUUAGUUUCUUUUGACGGAAAAUUUUUUGAUAUUGCUGAAUUUGCACCUCGACACCCUGGCGGAGAGAAAGUUCUUCAAAUCGCCGCAGGUUCAGAUAUUGGACAGUUUUUGAGAGGAGAAGAGGAAUUACUUGGAUUUAUACACAAACAUUCAUUGGGAGCUUAUAAUAUUUUAAAAAGAUAUUCUCUUGACAAACAAUUUAAAAAUGAUCCACUUAUUGAUGGCCAGGAACCAAUUUUAUUUAAAAUUGGGGAAUUAGGAGAACGUUAUUGGACUUGGUUUUAUUUUUUAUUUUUAAAUAUUGUUAUUUUUUAA